Paramecium tetraurelia is the source of this 1122-nucleotide messenger RNA. RefSeq lists its product as uncharacterized. Lineage: Eukaryota; Ciliophora; Oligohymenophorea; Peniculida; Parameciidae. Gene Ontology annotation, biological process: mitochondrial L-ornithine transmembrane transport. The transcript has 7 exons. Gene Ontology annotation, molecular function: L-ornithine transmembrane transporter activity. The record is from RefSeq and is a predicted model, not a curated record.
AUGUCAGAUUUUAUUCAAUGGACAUAUGAAAAUAGAUAUCAAAUCUCUAUUGAUUUGGCAGCUGGGUCUAUUAGUGGAAUAGCUAAUUGCAUUUCAAGUCAUCCAUUGGACACAGUUAAAGUCAGAAUGCAAAUGUCCGAAGAUGGAGUUGUAACAACACUACGAAAAAUUAUAAACAAUGAAGGAGUCAAAGGUUUCUAUAAAGGAAUGUCUUUUCCAAUACUCUCUAUACCAAUAACAAAUGCGGUUGUGUUUUCAGUUUAUGAAUUCUGGAGAAAAUUUUUUAUUGGAAAUUCCAAUAAAUAACUUACAUAUUUCCAAACAGCAUUCUGUGGAAGCAUAGCUGGAAGUUCUGCUGCAUUAUUCUCGUGUCCAAUUGAAUUAACAAAAUGCAAAUUAUAAAUGCAAGAAACUGAAAAAAUCUACAAAAAUCCGAUUGAUUGUGUUUUCUAAAUUUACAAAAAAGAAGGGUUAAAAUAUAUUUUUAGAGGAAUGCAUGCUACUCAAUAAAGAGAAAUUCUUGGGUAUUCUGCUUAGUUCGCAGUUUAUGAAUUCAUCAAGGACAUACUUUGUGAUUUAUCUUAGAAGGCAGAACCUUCAACAGCAAACUUAUUGAUUUCAGGGGGUCUAGCAGGCGUUUCAUGUUGGACAAUAGGAUAUCCUUAAGAUACAAUUAAGACCAUCCUCUAAUAUGUUAUGAUGGAGGGUUUUUGGAUUGUUUCAGUUCUGUUUGGAAAGGAUACUCAGUUUGUGUCUUUCGGGCAUUUUACGCUAAUGCAAUCGGGUUUUACGCGUACGAAUUGGCCAAAGAAUAACUAACCUCACUCUAUUAAUUUUGAUGUAAAUAUAUUGAAUGUUUAUAUUUCUUUUAAAUUUUGUACAUAUUAUCUAAUAAUUUAGAUUGUAAUUAAACAUUGUAACAGAUAUUUUAUAUUGAGUUUUGGAAAAUAUCAGUAAGAUAUUUAAAUUAAUAUUGCUCCAAUAUCUUAUGGGUAAUAAUCGUCGAAUAUGACCUACUAACUCAGUUAUAUUUGCAAUUUACUUUUAUCGCUCCCCGAUGUCAAUAUAAUAAACUAUACAGUCAGAUAUUUAAUUAAGGGAAAAAACGUAUAUAAAUUAUGA